Molecule: messenger RNA, 2755 nt
Organism: Pyrus x bretschneideri (Chinese white pear)
Lineage: Eukaryota; Viridiplantae; Streptophyta; Magnoliopsida; Rosales; Rosaceae
Product: pentatricopeptide repeat-containing protein At4g21065-like
Exons: 2
Coding region: 105-1892 (595 amino acids)
Biological process (GO): RNA modification
Molecular function (GO): protein binding; RNA binding; zinc ion binding
Source: RefSeq, a predicted model, not a curated record
AGUGCGAGAGGAUCCCGAACGACAAGGACUCCGUUGUCGUUUUGUUAAAUCCUGCUUUUGCUUUUAUGUUUUUGAUUUACCGUUAACCGUUGGGAGCUUUUGAAAUGCAAAGGCUCGUCAAGACCGCCAGUUUUGCCGCCAACAGAAGAGAAGCAGAGCAGAGCUGCUUGGCGCUCCUCCAAGCGUGCGACGCCGUUUCAAAGCUCUCCCAGAUCCACGCCCACAUUUUGAAGUCGGGGCUCCGAAACAAUCCGCUAGUUCUCACCAAGUUCGCCUCCACGGCCUCCGACCUUAAAGCCAUCGACUACGCCUCCUCCUUCCUCUUCUCCGGCGAUGCCGAUACGCAUCUUUACGAUUCGUUCCUCUUCAAUACUGUAAUUAGAGCUUACGCGCAGACCAGCCAUGAAAAGCAUAAAGCAUUGUGCUUUUACAAUGUUAUGGUUCAAGGUUCUGUUUUGCCUAAUAAAUUUACCUACCCUUUUGUCCUCAAGGCCUGUGCUGGAAUUGGGGACUUGAAUUUGGGGAAGUCGGUUCAUGGGUCGGUGGUGAAAUUCGGGUUCGAUGACGAUGUUCAUGUUUGUAACACUAUGGUUCAUAUGUAUUGUUGUUGUGGAGGAGGGAUUGAGUUUGCCCGGAAGGUAUUUGAUGAAAUGCCCAAGUUGGACUCUGUUUCAUGGAGCGCGAUGAUUGGCGGGUAUGUGCGUGUGGGGUGGUCGACGGAUUCAGUUGAGUUGUUUAGGGAAAUGCAGAUGGCGGGAGUUCAGCCGGAUGAGAUAACUAUGGUCUCCGUUCUGUCUGCAUGUUCGGAUUUAGGUGCACUUGAGCUUGGGAAGUGGGUUGAGUCUUACAUUGAGAAAGAAGGGAUUCAUAGAUCUGUGGAGCUUUGUAAUGCGCUCAUCGACAUGUUUGCGAAGUGCGGGAAUGUGGAUAAAGCUUUGAAAUUGUUUAGAAACAUGAGUGGGAGAACAAUUGUUUCUUGGACUUCUGUGAUUGAUGGUCUGGCAAUGCACGGCCGUGGAAUGGAAGCCAUUGCUUUGUUCGAGGAAAUGAUUGGGACUGGGGUAGCACCUGAUGAUGUUGCUUUCUUAGGGUUGCUUUCUGCGUGUAGUCAUUCCGGGCUAGUUGAAAGGGGUAAGAGGUACUUCGGUUCAAUGGAAGAAAAGUUUCAAAUUGUACCUAAGAUAGAACACUAUGGAUGCAUGGUGGAUAUGUUUUGCAGGGCUGGACAUGUCAAAGAAGCAUCGGCGUUUAUCCAAAAGAUGCCGAUUGAGCCAAACCCUAUAGUCAUGCGUACCCUGAUUAGUGCUUGUCGUGCACACGGUGAACUCAAGCUUGGAGAGAGUAUCACCAAGCAGUUAAUCAGGAGUGAACCUAUGCAGGAGUCAAACUAUGUCCUGCUUUCCAACAUUUAUGCAAAAAUGAACCAUUGGGACAAGAAAACCAAGAUUAGAGAGGCGAUGGACAAGAAGGGGAUGAAAAAGAUCCCUGGGAGCACUAUGAUCGAGCUAGACCAUGAAAUUUACGAAUUUGUGGCUGGAGAUAAAUCGCAUAGACAAUCCAAAGAGAUUUACGAGAUGGUAGAGGAGAUGGGGAGGAAGAUGAAGAAAGCUGGAUACGUGCCCACUACAUCAGAGGUCUUGCUAGAUAUCGAUGAAGAAGAUAAAGAGGAUGCUUUGAAUAGGCAUAGUGAAAAGUUAGCCAUUGCUUUUGCCCUCCUGAAUACGCCUCCGGGAACACCUAUUCGAAUAGUGAAGAACUUACGAGUUUGCGAUGAUUGCCACUCUGCUACUAAGUUCAUCUCUAAUGUUUAUAAUCGAGAAAUAGUGGUGAGGGAUAGAAACAGGUUUCACCAUUUCAAGGAUGGUAUGUGUUCUUGUAGAGAUUUCUGGUGACAAGCAUAUCAGAAAUGGUUCCAAAUGGGAGCUUAUAAGCAUAUUUUACAAUGAAAAUUCCUUACAAAGAAUGGCCCCAAAAUUGAUCACAGCCACAAAACAACUUGCUGUCGGUAUAGCUCAUCAUUUUGCUAUUAAGUGAAGUUUUAACAUCUAAUUAGCUGUAAGGGAUUGUUUUGUUUAUUUUAUGUACUAUUGGAUCACCUUUUGCUUUACUAAAAUGCUAAUGCAUAAAAUCAAGCUCCGAGUGACUUAAUUUUUAAAACUUGUUUAUCUUUUAUGUUUGGAAAUCUAAGCCUUUUUCUGGACAGAGCUCACCAUUGUGGUAUGUAUUAUUGAGAGAACUUGUACUACAACUAGCGGAGGAGCAUGCAAUCUGCAUUCAGCUUUUCUAGUCAUAGCAGGGAUAUGGAUGUAUACGACCAGAUGUGAAUCUCAAACUAUUAAGAAACAGUCUCCUUCUUGCCUACCAAAAAAAUAAGGGAAGUGAUUUCACCCUGUUUGUCCCGCUGAUUAUUUCUCGUGCAGAAGAAAAAAAGUAAUAUGAGGAAAUCAUUUACCUAAAAUUAAAAACGUCUAUAAAUUUUCACAUAUGGUUAUGCUGAAGACAUUUACUGCUCAUAACUCAUGGCAAGGCCUCUAGAGUUAGCCGUUGGAUUGAAAUGCGGUGGUUUCAAAUUCUUUUCUUUUUUGGUAAUUGUUUAUUUACUUAUUUUUUUAGUUUUCGGUCAUAUCAAAUCUUGGAAUGUAAUGAACGAAAGAUAGUUUGUUGACCGUAAGUGAACAGUGAUCAGCUGUAAUCAUCCUUGUGGUCGUAGCACAUGUUGGAAUGUAAUGAUCGAAAGAUAGUUUUCGAUCAUAUU